AUGGCAACCUCUAGUUCCUUAUCUAACACUCCCGAAUCCAAGCUGCAGUCAUCUCAUACUGCUGGUUGUUCACUAGAUGAAAUAGAACGAGCAAUUAAUGAUUUUUACUCGGCUACAAACUCAUCUAUUGUUAAUCGACAACAAUUGAACUCAUUUCUUGAACGUUUACAAUAUUCACCAUUAGCAUGGGAUUUUUCAUGGAAAUUAUUACAAACUACUAAAACACAAAGUAUACAAUUUUUUGGAGCUGUUGCUCUUUGUAAUAAAAUAUCAAAACAUUUAGCCGAACUAGAUGAUAAACAAUUGCAGUUAGUGUUCGAACAACUUAUACAAAAAAUUAUAUCUUAUGUGUCAAUUAAUUCAAAGCAAAUAGUCGUUAAAUUGAUUGUUGCACUUGGACAUCUUAUUCUUAAUAUGAUGCCGGACAAAUGGCCAAAUAUAAUGACAAAUAUCAUUAACAUUUUUACACAAUCAUCAAAUGAUUUUCUUUGUAAAUAUCCAGAAAAGACCCAUAUGAUAGUACUAGAUAUUUUAACCAUUCUACCAGAAGAGUUCUCUCGGAUAGUUGUUCCAAAAAGUCAACGUGCAUCUAUACGUCUCGAGCUUGAACGACAAUUUGUUACAGUUUUAUCUUAUAUUCAAUACAUUAUCUCAAAUUUUAACCAUGUGGAUGUUUUAUGUAAGAUGUUUGAUUGUCUCUCAAAAUGGCUUGAAUUCGGCAUACCCAUAUUAAAAUUUGAAACAAUGUUUGAUUAUUUAUUCAAUGCAUUAAAUAGUGUGCAAUUAUUUGAUGAUGCUUGCGAAUGUAUUAUUGUACUAUUCACUUCACCAGACGCACUAAAAUAUCCAGCUACAUUUACUGGUCUCCUACCUUACGUUCUGAGUCUUGAAACGUUGUUAGAUCAUGCAUUGUCGUCUGGUGAUAAAGAAAAAUGUGAAAGUUUAACAAAAUUGAUUACAACGUUUGGUGAAAAUCAUGCUCAAUUAUUACUACAAUUAGCAUUAACAAUGUAUCCACAGCCUCAACAAUUAUCAAACAAUUUUUGUAGACUUGUUAUGCGUUGUACUGAUAUGAAAGGACAAUAUCCAAUCGAAGAAACAUGUUCAGAAUUGACAUUCAGUUUUUGGUACGCGUUGCAGGAGGAAGUAACUUCGACUGAGGAUGAUAACAAACAAAUAAUUUUAAUGGGAAUAUUUCGUCCUUAUUUUAUACGUCUAAUUGAAGUGCUGAUCAUAAAAGGACAAUUGCCAGAAAAUGAACAACAAUAUACAAGCGAAGAUAAAGAAACAUUUCGAUGUUAUCGUGUUGAUAUUGGCGAUACAAUGAUGUGUAUGCAUAAUGCUCUUGGCAAUGGAGCGUUAGAAGUAUUAGCUCAACAUUUGGCUUUAGCUGUUGAUCAAAAUUUAUCGUGGCAGCGACAAGAAUCGAUAAUGCAAUUGAUUGGUGCUGGAAGUGAAUAUGUUCCAUUAGAUGAAAAUAUUUAUUUACCUAGAAUAUUUUCACUUUUGCGGAAAAUGAAUUUUUGCAAUAGUUCAAUUAUAAAUACUACAUUAAUGGUUUUGGGACAGUAUAGUAGUUGGCUAGGACACCAUCAAGAAACACUCCAAAAUUGUGUUCACUUAUGUGUAAAUGCAUUAUCAAAUCCAGAACUAAUACAGUCAGCUUCAAUUGCUUUGAAAGAAUUAACAAUGGAAAAUCGAAUACAUAUGUCCAAAUAUUUGAAUGAUGUGUUUCCAAUAAUCAAAACUGUUCUCGAAAAUGGAAAUUUGAAUGCAAACGAUCGUAUUCGUUGUGUAGCCAUUAUUGGUUAUAUCUUAUCCGCUUAUCCAUCAAAAGUUGUUAUUGAUCAUUUGAAUAUUCUAUUAGCUCCGGAAGUGAAUAAAUUAUUAGGAUAUUUACAAAAUACAGAUAAUAGUUCAUUAGCUGUAUGUAAACAAAAUAUUUGCACAACAUUAAGUUUUAUGUCUGUAUUAAUUACGGCCAUUGGAUAUUGCGGUGAUCAAAGUGAUAAUGAUGAAAAUGACCAACAACAACAUAAUGGCUCAUCGGCACUGAUAGAUACAUCGGCAGCACCAGAAGUUCUUACAAGUUUUAUGCGUGAUCUUGAUCCGAUUUUACAUCUUGUAUUAAAACAAUAUUCUGAUGAUAACGAAGUAACAGAGAAAAUAUGUGAAAUUCUUUCUCGAACAGUGACAACAUUAAAAGAAGCGAGUAGUCCAAUAUUGAUAACAUUAUUACAAUUGUUACAAUGUAUCGGACCAAAUAUUUUACAUUUACAAUUUUUAAAUUUUAGUCUUUUAUUAUUUUCUCAAGAUACGGAUAAAACCACAUUUAAUUUAUUUCUUGCUGUUUUGCAACGUUUUGGUUGUCUAUUUAACGGUGAUCUGAUGUGGUUAAAAAAUCAUGUUGAUAUCGUUGAAGAUUUUGCUAAUUUCCUUAUACAAGUUAUUAAAAAGCUACCACAUGUUGUUAACCGUUGUCCAAAUGAGGCACUUGUUCUUUUAUUCGAGUUUGUGAAAAACGGUAUCCAGUUACAUGAACAAAGCACAUUGAGAAGUGUGACGAUGUUUAUGGCAAAUUACUUUGAAUAUUGUAAAUUGAAUAAUCGUGCCGCUGAAUUAUUACAAAAAAAUGGUCUUGAAAUUGUUAGAAUUUUACUAAAGGCUAUUGGCGGUGCUAGUCCAAGACAUUUAGUUGAUAUACUAUCAUUGCCAUUAUUUACACUAUCAAAACUUUAUAUUGAUUGGGCAAUAAAAUGGGUUCAACAAUGUCUAAGUGAUCCAAACUUUCCCACUCCAGCUGCCACUAAAGAACAUCGUGAAGCAUUAAUUAAAGCAUUAACACGUGAACGGUCAAGUCGAGCCAAUUUUAAAGAUCAUAUGAAUACAUUUUCUCAAGCAUGUAGAGGCUUCGUAGGACUUGAUCCUCGAUUUUGA
Molecule: messenger RNA, 2937 nt
Organism: Didymodactylos carnosus
Lineage: Eukaryota; Metazoa; Rotifera; Eurotatoria; Philodinida; Philodinidae
Source: the annotation of a GenBank genome assembly